Pogonomyrmex barbatus (red harvester ant) is the source of this 800-nucleotide messenger RNA. RefSeq lists its product as uncharacterized. The record is from RefSeq and is a predicted model, not a curated record. NCBI's taxonomy places the organism in Eukaryota, Metazoa, Arthropoda, Insecta, Hymenoptera, Formicidae.
UGAAAGCUGCAUCAUCCACACUCUCCGACGCUCAAAGACGGAGGCGAGCCCUGAAGAGGCUCCGUUACCGUCGGAACAAGCGAGCUCGCCAGACGGGGAACUAUCCUUCGUCUAGGACAUCCGAGGUUUUAACACAUCAAGAAACCACGAGUUGUUCCAGCAGGAGACCCCAUUAUUUACACAUAUCUCCUCCAUCCUAUUCCCCGAUCAAACCAGCUGAACCUGGAUCACAGAUUUCAGUGUACUCUUCCCAGAACGCCAUGACCUCCAGACAUACCCAGAUUUCCGCACCCAGAAAUCCUUGGACGAUACAAGCAAACGACCUGGAUGAAUCUGAAUAUGGAGAAGAAGAAAAUGAGGAGGAAAACAAAGAAGAACAAGAAGAAGAUGUAGAUGAAGAAGGAGAAGAAAUUGACGAAGAAGAAAGACAAGAAGAUAGAGAAGGAGAAGAAGAUGACGAUAACGAUGACGAGGAAGAAGACGAUGGCAAAGAAAACAGGAGAAGAGCCUUUGAGCAAAUGUGCGAUGGGCUUUUAGAAGAAGAGAUCGAGCAUCACCAGCAGCAACAUCAGCAACAGCAACAGCACCAGCAGCAGCAGCAGCAGCAACAUCAGCAACAGCAGGAGCAUCGGUUAACCGACGAGGAUGCCGCGGUCGACGACAGCGACACGGAAAUAGGAGUCAUUCCGUCGGGCGGUUACAGAAACGUUGACAGGCAAUCGCACAAAGCUCUGCAGUGGUUGGUGUGGAUGGAACGCGAACUCGGACAUCCCAUUAUCCAUGCAAGGCCGCGAAUAUAA